CUUCCUGGUGCGCUAAGUUCGACAUUUCCAUUAUCGUUCACACGGUUAAGAUUUUUUUCCUCCUUAUUUUCUUUCCUAAAUCGGUUUUGUAGGCACUGUCACGUCAUCUUAACGUCGUCUGGUGAUGAAUAGAAAAUCAGGGCAUGCUUUAGAAGGAUAGCGUGCCAGGCAGUUUUUAGUAAAUGAUACAGUGUUAGUUCAUCUGUUACUGGAGUCGCGCCAAAAUGGUUCUGCCAGCAGCUAAUGACCAGCCAAGCUACCAUUGUCCACUUUGUCAGGAUACAUUUGAUUCCAGCAGAGCAUUUGAGGAGCACAAAGCAACAGCGCAACAUCGAGUUCGUUGGCUCAAGCAUUGGUAUCAGAAUAACAGGCUCCUGUUGGCAAAGAAUAAAAAUGGAAUAGUGAUUUGGCCUCAGGAGAACCUUGACAAUGUCAGAUUUGAGGAGAGAAGUGGAACAGUUACUGUUACACUGAGCCCAGGAUCUCAGAAGACAUUCACUUUGAUUUUGAAGAACACGGGAAGUUGCCCAGCCAUUCUGCGGCACAUAGAGUUGCUUCACACCUCUCAGCUUGUGUCCAUUACCGACUCCCACGGAGUAUCAAAGGGAGAGAAAUAUGUCCGAGUCCUUCCAGAUGUUGAGUAUGCUGUUGAGUGCUAUACACAGGCAGGCACUUUAGGUGUUGAACAAGUACCUGUUGCUUUCCAGUUCCGGUUGGAAGAAUCUUCUCAGCCGUUUUUUAUCAUUAGGACAAUACAAGUGAAUGUAGAGGACACUAUAGCCCAAGAAUCAGCAGCAACAAGCCCAUUCGAGAGACAAAACCCAGGAUACGCAAUACGCAGAGAACCAGGAUCUUACAUCCCAGGGAUUCCUAUUAAUAAAGACAGGAAAGCGAGAUCCAAGAGGCUUCCCCUGAACCAGUUCACUUAUGAUUCUGACCUCUACAAUAUUGCUGUCAAGAACUUUAAUUACAAGAAGGUUACACCACAACUUCAAAAAAAGACAAAGCAAAUAAAAGCAAUGCUGCAGGAUGGGCUGAAUGCAAAUAACUAUGUGAAAUGGUUCCAAACAUUGCUUUGGCUUGAAGAAAUGCAGAUGGAAAUAGACAUUCGUUAUUACAACAUGCCUGAGGCACCUUUAAAAAAAGUGUCAAAACUGCAGUACUCAAACGCUGACUGUGUAGAGCUUCAGGUGCCUGGAUUAGCUGAAAACCGUCCAUCAGUCUUGCGUGGAGAUAAUGUAUUUGUCAAGCUGCCAGGACAGAGGACAGUUUAUGAAGGUUGUGUUCAUCAGGUCCUUGAAAGUUCCAUCUACCUAGCAUUUAGUCCAGAAUUCAUGCGCACCUUUGUGAACAAUAUGAAAGUCAAUGUGGAGUUCACCUUCAGCCGCUAUCCACUGAGAGUGUGCCAUAGAGCCAUAACUCUGACACAGUCACUGUCUCUCAGACACUUGACCUUCCCCAACAACCCAGCCUCAAGCACAGCUUCCACCCAGAACAUUUUGCCAUUUAACCGCAGACUGGAAUCCAAUGUUGAGCAAAUGGAAGCUGUACGUAACAUUGUUGCAGGGACCUCAAAGCCUGCCCCUUACAUUGUGUUUGGUCCCCCUGGCACAGGGAAGACGGUUACCAUUGUUGAGGCUAUCAAGCAGAUUUACAAGUUGCAACCCAAUAGCCGCAUAGUGGCAUGUGCACCAUCAAAUUCUGCAUCAGAUAUUAUUGCAGUGCGUCUCCUGGAACACAUCUCAAAACAUCACAUGUUGCGUAUGCAUGCAGAAUCAAGGAUGAUAUCAACCAUUCCGGAAAAUUUAAGGGAUAUGUCCAACAUACAAGAGGGCAGAAUUUACACACCAUCGGAUGAGAAACUCAUGGCGUACAAGAUCAUAAUUUGUACAUUGGUGACGGCUGGGAAGAUAGCAGGAGCUUCCCUCCCUCAAGGUCACAUAACUCAUGUGUUUCUAGAUGAGUGUGGUCAUGCCAUGGAGCCUGAAGCCAUGUCAGCACUGGCAGGAAUCGUAGAGAAGGAAGCUCAGGUGGUAUUGACUGGAGACCCUCACCAAUUAGGUCCUGUGAUUAGGAACACCCAGUGCUUCACAGGCGAGGAAAGUCUCUUCCACAGGAAUGGCCUAGAUAAGUCCUAUCUGGAAAGGCUGAUGGAGAUGCCUAUGUACAGGGAUAGCACAGGCCAUUACAAUAGGCGUGUUGUGACCAAACUGCUCAACAAUUACCGGUCACAUGCUUCUAUUCUCAAGGAACCUAAUGAGAUGUUCUAUGACUCCGAACUCAGGGUUUGUGCAGAUCCAGUGUAUGUAACAGCUUUCUGUAACUGGGAAUACUUGCCCAAGAAGAACUUCCCCGUCAUCUUUCAUGGUGUCAAAGGAAAAGAUGAGCGAGAAGGAAAUUCACCAAGUUACUUCAAUCCACUUGAGGUUAGCUAUGUGAUCGAUUAUGUAAAGAAGCUUUUGGGAUCGCGGAAACCUAAGGUUCUUGGCAGAGAAAUAGGGAUAAUUACCCCAUACAGACGGCAAGUUGAAAAGAUCAGGACGCAGUUGAGGAAGGUGAAUGGUGCUCACGAAACCAAAGUUGGUUCCCCUGAAGAAUUCCAAGGUGAUGAGCGGAGGGUCAUCAUCAUAUCCACAGUGCGAGCCUCAGCCGACCAGCUGGCAACUGACCAGAUUUUCAGGCUUGGAUUCUUGAGGAAUUGCAAGAGGUUCAAUGUAGCUGUGACAAGAGCUAAGGCACUGUUGAUCCUUGUGGGAUGUCCAGAGAUCCUUAUCCUCGAUGACCACUGGGGUAGGUUAAUGGAUUACGCCCACCAGAAGGGUGGUUACUGCGGCCAGGCAUUCCCCCAGGACACCGAUGACAGUCUGGACGAUUUGCUGCAGAGGUUCGGUAGCCUUGAUCUCCGACCAACCCUGUACGAAGAUGUAAGUGCUCGGGAGAAAGCAGAAGCCCCAGAGUGGCACACAGAAUACUAGCCACAGCAUGGUGGAUUUACCGUUUCUUUGGUAACUUUGCUUAACAGGAACUGUCAAAAAGCUGCUUUUUAUUUUUUAUUAGGUACAUAAUUUGUUGUCAUUUUUCCUUUUGAUCUGUUCUUAUUUUCUGUGUGAAAGAAAUGAGUUAAAAUGUAUUUGCAGCAAGAGAAAAGUAAUAUCCUUUUUGUUAUUAUUAUGAUUAUGGUUGUUUAUAUAGUUGGUAUUAUUUUUGCCAUCAUUGUUAUUUUUAGUCAGUUUUCCUUUUCCAUGUUUAUGCAGCAUAAAACAAUCUCAAGUGUGUCUGACAAAAAGUAAUAUAUGAUUUAUAAAGUCCCUAAGGUGCUUACUUCUUUGUGAUAAAUGUUUAGUUUUAGAAAGUAAAAAAAAAAAAGGAAAAAUAAAAAAUUGGUAAUGCAGCUAUUUACAAAUAACCAAACAAAGAUCGACUUUUGAUAAAAACUGAAAAAAUAAGAUAAAAGGAAGACCGAAGGGUUUAAAGAAAUCAGGAAUUGAUUAAGCAUCACUGAUCUUUGUACAUUUAACACAGAGCAAAGCUGAUUUUCUCAAAGAAUCCUUCCAUUUUCUUUUUUAUGCUCGAUCCCCAGAGAUCUACAUAUUUAAAAUUAUAUAUUAGGAACAUUAUUUAUAGUUGAAUAUUACAGGUGGAGUGUCUUUACAGUGCUGUAUUUUUAUAUGUAUCCAUUAUUGCACAAAAUUUUCAAAUGCAGUGCCAGUAGGAUUGAUAAUAACUUACCAAAAAUAUGAUGUCAGCAAAGGUUAAGAUGUAAGGUCAGAGCUGAUGUUAAUUUCUCUUUGUUGUAAUAUGGUUAUCAUUGUAAAAACAUGAUGCCUUGUUACAUAUAGUAUGGUUAGGGUGUGAUGUAAAUAGGAUAGUGUUUAUUCUUCUUUAAAAGGAGGGGAGGAUACCCAAAGAUGCUGAACCACAUCCAUAAUCCACUGUUCAUCAAUUUUGCCUAUUUCUCGCUUUCUUCUCUUUUCUCCUCUCCUUUCCACUCCACUCCUUCCUCUUCUUCUCUUCAGUAUCCAGUUCCUCCUUCAAUAUUUCCCUCUUCCUCCUUCUCCCCUUGUCCUCUAUAUAUCAAAUCAGCCGUCUUUUUAAAUAAUAUAGUAACAGUUAUUCUCAGCAUCAUAGUUAGAAAACAGCACAGAUUGAAAAAUGGCAAAUGAUGGAAUAGAGAACACCUUAGAGCUAAUAACAAAACAUGUUAUACUGGUUUUUCUAACUACUUUUCACUGGGACCAAAUAUUCUUGUGUGCUUGACAUUUUACAUGCUUUGCACACGAGUGGAAAACCUGUGAUUACUUUUCUUUAUCCGUGACUUGCAAGUUUGUUCAAUGUCACUCUUGUUUUUUUUUUUGUUUUUUUUUGUGCCUAGUGGUGUUAUUAAAGGUUGUCAUUGUUAUUAUUAUGACCAUUAUGAGUACUAGUUAUUCUAUUAGUCGGUGAUCAAUAUUUUCAUGAUUUAUAUGUUUUUAUUGUCCAGCCUUUGAAAUUGUUCAUUGUGAAAUGAAGUGGAAGAAUUUACUAAGAGGUGACACUUUUUUCCUCCACUGAUCUAGUCUUCUCUUCCAUUUUCCUGCUUUUUUCUGUCUUGGUAAGGUGGAAUUUGAUAAAUUUUUAAGGAGUUAGAUUUCUUUGGUUGUUUGAGGGUUUUGCUUCUAUAUUAUUUACAUCAUUAUUCACAUCAUCAUUAUUACCCAGUAUUAUUACAUUGAUUACUAUUAUUAUGACUACAGUUAUUGAUUUAUAUUUUUGUACUACAAAUUUAAUUAUGUUUAGGAUUACCAAGUAUUUGUAUUAAACAUUUUGCUGACAUUGAUAAUGUUUUUACUAUAUCAUAGAUAUUAUUAUUGUAGAUGUUAUUAUAGAUACUAUUUAUAUGAAUAAUAAUUUUUGUACUUUUAACAUGCUCUUAUUUAUAAUUUUGUUUCAUUUCAUUUUUAAUUUUUCAGUUAGUUUAUCAUAUUUUUGAAUGAAAUUAAAUGAUCUAGGCCCCAGUGAUUACACUUAUUUAUAAGAAUUGAUAGCUGGAGAAAUAUGUUAUGUUGAUACUGAAGACUUCUGAUAUUAUUACUCUGCUUUUUUCCUUCUUUCGUUUUGCAUGUCUGUAAUAUGUUAAUCCUGCAUAUGGUUGUGGAUAUGCAAGAGUUAUCUUUCACUUACUAGAGGAAAGCUUAUAAUAAUAAUUUGCUGCUUUCUUUCUUUCUUUCUUUUGGGAUAAUAUUUAAAUGUGUUGAACUUUUACUGGCAUUUAUUUGAUAUAUGCUGAGUGAAUUUUUUGCUAUUGAUGUUGCAUAUAUGGUAAUAUGCUCCUGGUUGGUAUUUGUAUCAUAGCAAUUAUGAUGCAAGUGUAUUGAGUACAGAAUAUGGAAGCUCCAAUACAAAAAAUAUGUUCCUAUGGCUUAGUCCCUCUAUCAGAAGGGUUAUAUGAUACCAAAAAUGAUGAUGGAGUUGAGUCAGCUCUUAAUAAUAUAGCUUCUAUUGUUUGGCACUGAUUGUUGUUGUUGUUCUUUGAUUCAGCAAUACCUUGAUUUUGAAGAGAGAGAGAGAGAUGUAUGCAAGAAUUCUGUUCUAUGAUAUGUGGUAUAAAGGAAAAAAGAUUGGUUUUAUUUUUAGAUUAAAAACCUUCUUAUGCAAUAUAUACAGCAACUUUUCUAUAUAAAACAUAUUUUGAUAAGUAAUGACUUUUAGGAAAUGUCAUACCAUUUAGUGCCUUACAGAUUGUUACCAUGCUAGAGUUGGUAAAUAUGCUUCAGAUCUGGAGAUAAAGGUGUAUGCCAUGUAUUAAUGGGUCUGUGGAUUAACCAAAGGAAUCAUGAUGGGAAAAAUGUGCUUGUUAAUCUUAAUAUCAUGUUAAUUUUCAAUGGUUAUAUGAGGAUUGUACUUAUGAGUAGUAUAUAUAUAUAUUUUUUUUUUUUCAUUGUAAAUUAAAUUUUUUGUAAGCAUAUAAAAUGUUUUCAGCAA
Penaeus chinensis is the source of this 5961-nucleotide messenger RNA. Its product is annotated as putative helicase mov-10-B.1. The record is from RefSeq and is a predicted model, not a curated record. The coding region runs from base 225 to 2975 and encodes 916 amino acids. NCBI's taxonomy places the organism in Eukaryota, Metazoa, Arthropoda, Malacostraca, Decapoda, Penaeidae. Gene Ontology annotation, molecular function: RNA binding; 5'-3' RNA helicase activity. The transcript is spliced from 23 exons.